UGUGUGCGUGUCCUCCCCGGUGGAUGAGAUGAGCCGUCUGAGGUCUUCACCACUACUUCGUCUUCCGCCUGCUCUCCACUUGGGGACCUUGGACCACCGUGGCCUGAGGGACGGGACACAGAACGACCGGCGACGUGUAGCGCGUCUCAUUCAGUCCUAUCUUUAGGUUCCCCCCACCCAACCACCACGCCUCUCUCCAUGUACCGCUCUCACUGAUCCUGCGUGGAAGAUCAGCUGCUCUCUCUCUCUGCAUCUCUCGUUGAAGGGGACCCUGGGUUGGGAAGAGAAACCCCACCAAAUCUUUGCUAAGAGGAAAACAUGGCCGUGGCCGGCUGUCCGGACUAUUUCAUGCAUCAUCCAAACUACCAGGAAUACAAUAUCGAAAGGACAAGUGGAUCACUCUACAAUCACAGACAAACUCCCAAUCUAAUUGGCCCAAGCUCGAGCAGUCGACCAAACAGGAAUUCACCUCACCACCAUCAAGAGGAUGACGUGGACCUGGAGGCGCUGGUGAAUGGCAUGAACUCCUCCCUGGAGAGCCUCUACUCCUCGUCCAGCGGCCAGCAGCAGCACAACGACCUGGUUCCGCUCCUCCACACCUCUUCCUCCUCCUCCUCCUCCUCCUCUUCCCACCACUACCAGCAUCACCAUGGCCCCCUGCCCCACCCCCUCCUCCACCACGACUACCACCCCACGGCGGCGGCCCCCCUGGCCAGGCACGGCCCCCCCCACCUCUCGCCGGAGCCUGCCUCCUCUUCCCUCGGCCUCGAUUCGUCGCAGGGCAGCCUGAGGCGGUCGCAGCCCAUGCACAUCCUCGCCGUCAGGAGGCUCCAGGAGGAGCAGCUGAGGACCUCCUCGCUGCCCGCCAUCCCCAACCCCUUCCCGGAGCUCUGCAGCCCGGCCGGCUCCCCGGUGCUCAGCCCUGGGUCCCUGCCCCCCGGGGAUCCCCCCAGCGGCACCUCUAUCGUGAAGAUCUUCAGCGAGGACGGCAUGGGCAAAGUGGUGGAGAUCCCGGCCGACAUGACGGCCAGGGACCUGUGCCAGCUCCUGGUGUAUAAGAGCCAUUGUGUGGACGACAACAGUUGGGCGCUUGUUGAGCACCACCCCCUACUGGGCCUAGAGCGUUGUCUCGAGGACCAUGAGUUGGUGGUUCAGGUGCAGGCGUCCAUGAACAGUGAAAGCAGGUUCCUCUUCAGGAAGAACUACGCCAAAUAUGAAUUCUUCAGAAACCCUACGACGUUUUUCCCGGAGCACAUGGUUGCAUGGUGCCAGGAAACCAACGGCACAAUUCCACCGUCUCUACUUCUGCAGAAUUUGUUGGCGGCAAGCAGCUACCCAGAGAUCCAGGGCCAUCUGUACGUGAAGGAGGUGGGGAGGAAGUCGUGGAAGAAGCUCUACAUGUUCCUGCGGCGCUCAGGCCUCUACUGCUCCACGAAAGGAACCUCAAAGGAGCCGAGGCAUCUCCAGUUACUGGCAGACCUGGAGGACAGCAACAUCUUCACCGUGGUCCCGGCCAAGAAGCAGCACGCCACGCCCACGGACUACGAGUUCUGCAUCAAGGCCAACAAAGGCAGGGCGGAGCUGAAAGAACUGAGGAUACUGUGUGCCGAGGACGAACAGAGUCGUACCUGCUGGAUGACCGCCUUCAGACUCUUUAAGUACGGAAUCAUUUUGUACCAGAACUAUAAGAUUCCCCAGCAGAGGAAAACUUUGCUAUCACACUUCUCAGCCCCAGUGCGGAGUGUGUCGGAAAACUCCCUGGUGGCCAUGGACUUCUCAGGGAGAAUAGGCAGGGUGAUCAAGAACCCUCUAGAAGCUCAAAGCGCCGCCAUGGAAGAGGGACACGCAUGGAGGAAGAGGAGUCAACGAUUGAACGUGCUGGGCUGCCACAGUCCUCUCCACCACUCUUCACUAAGCUCAGUGAUCCACGUGGCGCAGCUGUGGUUCCACGGCCGGAUAACCAGGGAGGAGUCGCACCGCAUCAUCCACCAGCAGGGACAAGUGGACGGGUUGUUUCUGCUGAGGGUCAGUCAGAGCAACCCCAAGGCGUUUGUACUCACACUGUGCCAUCAUCAGAAAAUCAAACAUUUCCAGAUACUACCGUGUGAAGAGGACGGACAGAUCUUCUUCAGCCUUGACGACGGCUCGACCAAGUUCACUGACCUGAUCCAGUUGGUGGAGUUCUACCAGCUCAACAAAGGGGUGUUGCCUUGCAAACUGAGACACCCGUGCACCUUUGUGGCCUUAUGACCUCUUCCAACUCCCUGACACAUCCCCCACCACCGCUCACAACGUCAUUUUUCCCUCUCGUUUUGUGUCGGUUUUUUCGUAUACAUUUUUCUCGUCUGGAGAAGCGGGUGAAUGAACUGAUGCUUCCGUUUGUUGUUUUUCUUGAUAUUUUUUACGACGGACUCUGCUGGAGACUGCUGAGCUAAUUUCGGGUGGUUUUGUGGGUUGGUCGUUACGGUUGGAUGGACAAAUCAAGGCGCUCAACACAUCCAAUCAGGUGCAAGGAAGACGAACAGGAACGCAAGGAGCUUUUAUGGACAUAAUGGACCAGAUGAAUCUGCCAUUUUAUUUUAUUUUGUUUAAAUGCUGUCACAUAAUCGUUCAAUCCCCCAUAAAUACAAUCAACCAAUAAACUGGUCACUCGCAAUUAGGCAUUGUGUUGCCACUGCGAACACAGGUUUAUCUGUUAACUGAACAAUCAGCAGGUUGCUGUUUUCUUCUGUAACAUUAUUUUUUUAAUCCCACCACCGAUAGAUGUUAAUGUUUAGCAUCAUUUAGCAUAUCUCUUAUUUGCACUCCUUAAUCUAGAGCAUGCUUUUUGGCAUCACUCAUGGCUGUAUCUAUCCUCGGUCCUGUUACCGGCAAGUCACUUGAUAGCACCGUACAACAUCGCCCUCUGAGGUCGAAUACAUGUAAGGACAUGCAAGAUCUAUUUUACAACGGGGAAAACCUAGAGGUUUUGGUGUCAUUGAAGUUAUGCCAUUUUAAUCCCUGCCGAGGUCCGUAACCCUCACGAGAGGAUGAAUGCGUGACAAGUUUUUGAAACCAUUUAUAAUAUCACACAAACCUGAAAAAGGGAACAUGGACAACAGCAGUGCACAAUAAGAGGUGUUAUUUGAUCAAGAUCUUAAAAGUGCUCAUAGUGGUUCACCUUCAAAGAUGAUUGCUCCGACCACACAGGAUGUUUUUCUGCCACUGCUUAUUCUUGCUUGUCUUUCCGUUGUUUUGCGUCUCAUUGUCACUCUGUAGGCUUUCUGUUUACGUGAUGGGCUACCAAGAUCAGCCGCCAUUCUACAUUGGUUUACUGCACAGCUCAUGUUCCCUGAGAUAACAAAUAACAGGGCCUUAAGUCUUCCACAUCGCCCGUUCACAAGAAAAUGGUAGAGCAUUUUAUUCAGGUUAUUUCAACACCGUGAUAAAGCUAGUUAUUUUUUCGUUCUUCUGUCAAUACCAAGAUACCUCUGUUAUGCAUUGUGAUGUUAUACAGUCAAACAAGGUCACUCUAUGAGGUUUGGCUUGAAGUGCAGUGGAUUUUCCUCAAGGUAUUAAGUAAACCAAUAUUUAGCCUUGCUGGUUACUGUUAAGCCCCAGGCUGACCAGGAAGGAUAACCACUAGAUUUCCCUUUUUGUAAAAGGUUAACCCAAUGCUCCAAGUGUAACUCGGUGGAGUUGAAUAACCGAGGAGGACUGGGAAUACUGUCUCCGCCCAUCGUUCCACUCUAUUAACACCAUGCCAUUGUUGUUAGUAGCGCUUUCCCCCUUCAGAGAACACAGAAGAACUUUGAACUAUUAGAAGUACAACUGGAUCCAUGUCCAACUUGAUUAAGACAACCGUAUACUUAAAGUCAUUAGUCAACCAGAUUUAUUUUUAUUGGAGUUUUGAGCCAAUGUCCAUCUAGGGAACUCGAGUAACAAAAAAAAGGAUAAUGUGACAAAUUAAUCGUCUCUGACACCAUGGGAGUGCACUGGAAUGUAGUCAAAAGGGCAAUGCCAUACACAUUACACUUUAUCAUGACUCUGUUUAUUAGAAUCAGUGAAGGUGUUUCAUUUGCCCAAAUCUUUUUUGUGAGACUUUGACUGUAGCCCAAACUUGCAUUUCUAUAUAAACACCUUCAUAACUUAUAAUACAUCAUAAUUAUUGCUAUACGUCUUUUUAAUUAAUUUAGUUAUAUACAUCAUGUUGCACUUUAUAUCAUAUUUAAUGGAGCGGUUAUUGAUAAUGCCUUCAGCCAUUGUAAGCUGCAAGUAACUCUUACAAUGCAUUAAUCACUUGUUAUCAUGUAUUAUGAAGGUAUUUAUAGAUUAUUGUAGGUAUGGCCUCACAAAAAGUCACACCUUGUUCAUACCCUUGGUUUGGUCCGUUAACAAACAUAAUCAUACAUUAUACAUCCUUGUUCUUCCCACAGGAUACUAUGUUGGUAUAGUUCAAACUCGCUGUACAGCCUGAUAUAAACCAAUACUGAAUAUCCAUGUAAAAUAUGGGCCCUACACGGUAGUACAGAACUACAAUUACAUAGUACCUUGUGCUUGGCUUGUUAAUGCAAAGAUAAUUUCAUAUAUCUAUCUACUGCUGAUGAUUUUUAUUCAACAAAGCCUUUUAGAAAAUAUAUCCUGGUUAAAGAUUUGGCAUUAUCAGUUUUGAAUCUGAUUAAUUUAUCUUUUAACAGAGUGGUCAACCCAAAUUGCCAUUACAUAGCAAAACAAAAUAUAAAAUCGGUCUUAAUUACAAAUGUUAAUUUACAUGUCGUAAUUCUACAAAAUAAUUUACAUAACUCACCUGUUAUUGAGUAUAGUGUGUUAAAAUUGCACCAGAUUGGUUUCCCAUCAUAACAGGUGGUUUUGUAUGUGUUUUUCACGGUUUUAUUUUCCCUGUGAUGCAACAUUAAGAAAGAUUCUUCACUUUGUUUGAUUUGUUAAACAGUCCACGGGUUCUCUUAAGCUAUAUAGAUAUGUUGUGUCACUAUUAUUUAACUCAAAUGUAAUGAAUCAAAUCAGUUUAAAGUAAGUAUUGUUUCAGCGACGUUUAUUUAUUUUUCAUUAAUAGUGAUGACUUGAACCUUUUUCUUUUCUUACAGCGUUUUUUUUUGGCCAUUGACAUGUUGUUGAUGGCCCAUACGAUUAUUAUUUUUUUUUUUUAUGUUUGUGUAUUCAAACACCAAUGUGGCAAUGUGAAGUUAUACAUACACAAAUUACAACGUUGAUUCUUUUUUCAUUUGAAAUAAAAACAAUAUAUUUUUUCCCGUUUUCCGAGGACUUGUUAUGGUGCAAAGAAAUUCAACAUUGAAUGUCAGUCAUGGAUUUUCUUCUUUCUCCAUCUCCACCCAGUAGCCUACUCAUGGGCUGUGUGUCAUUGAGACUGAACUGCAGAGUCCCUGAACAAGUUAAAGGACAGAGUGUAGCUUGGCCCCAGCUACACUGACUAAGAAUUGCCAAGGCACACUUUUAUAUAUCUAAAAAGACAAAAAAAAGGCCCAAUUAUCAGGAGAUUGCACUGACUUAAAUUGAAUGGCAGAAAAAUAAAAAUAAAUACAUGAGGAGGAAUAGGUAUGUGGAUAUUCAUUUGCGAGGAACAUAAGUACAUUAUUUCCUCAGGGUUAACUUAGCAAGUUAUAAAAAAUUACAGCAAAAUUGGAAAACUGGUCCAUCAUGUUUCUGAGGCCUUUGAUUUAAGGAUUGUAGAUGGAUGAAUGAUGGAGAUGUAUUUUUUUGUUUUCCUGCUGGAGGUUUAACUGUUCCAAACUCGACGACAGCUAACAGCCUAUAUGUGUGCUGAGCAUCCCCUCAAAAGAAAGCCCUCUAUGGCAACAUGGAUAUGUGCAAUCAUGGAAGUGAACGAAAUACUAUAUUCAACUUAACAACAAACUUCCAUGUGAGCAAGUAGUUUGCACCUAUGGAAGUGGAAAGAUGUGUGGAUGUGUAUAGGGUACAACGAGAACGCCCACCCAUACACAAAUGUCAUGUGGUAACAACUUAACCUUACUUUACCAGGUGUAUGGAAUCACAAAAAUAUAUAUAUCUGCCAAACUUGUGACAUUUUAAUUAACACACUCAUGUCAGGUUUUUGGGCUGUUGAUUUUUUUAAGGAACAUUGUGCUUAGGAAAGUAAAUUGCGAUGAAAUUACCCCUAUCCUAUACUUGUGUGUGUCUUUGGAUUUAACACUGUCACAAAGUGAGAUUUACUCGCUGUAUAAAUGAGAUAAUAUGUAUGAUUUAUUUCAGGGAAUGCAAAACAUAAGACGAUAACUUCUAUUGGUAAGAGGAAACUCAUGUAUACAUGGUGUGCUUUGUUUCAACCUGUACAUAGUUGAAUGGCUUAUACAUCCUAAUUGUAACUGUUUCAGGUAUUUUUGUAUAAAUAAGGGACUGAUAUAUUCUGUUCAUUGUAAUUAGAAUAAAACAUUAAUACAUUGCUAUAAAAAUAUCAAUCCUGUGUUUUAUUACAAGGAUGACAUGCCUAUAAGGCUAUUUGUGUGUUUGUGUGCGUGCAUCCGUUUAUGAGGAAGGCAAAAUAACCUGCUUGUCGGGGCAAUUAGGUUGUUAGUAAAACGCUUGAAACUUCUUGUUAUGGCAAAGUAGUGAAGGCUGAACCCAAUGGCAAAUAUAAAUGUAUCCUUCCCCUGUUGACAUAUCACAAAACCAAUCUUGAUCAAACAGAGCUACACAGGAUGCAGCUCUUUCAUAUUUGA
This is a messenger RNA of Gadus chalcogrammus (walleye pollock), 6695 nucleotides long. RefSeq names its product growth factor receptor-bound protein 10-like. The record is from RefSeq and is a predicted model, not a curated record. Gene Ontology annotation, biological process: negative regulation of insulin receptor signaling pathway; insulin receptor signaling pathway; negative regulation of Wnt signaling pathway. Gene Ontology annotation, molecular function: insulin receptor binding. Lineage: Eukaryota; Metazoa; Chordata; Actinopteri; Gadiformes; Gadidae.